Molecule: messenger RNA, 1779 nt
Organism: Hemicordylus capensis (graceful crag lizard)
Lineage: Eukaryota; Metazoa; Chordata; Lepidosauria; Squamata; Cordylidae
Gene: MNS1
Product: meiosis specific nuclear structural 1
Exons: 10
Coding region: 137-1642 (501 amino acids)
Biological process (GO): cilium organization
Cellular component (GO): motile cilium
Source: RefSeq, a predicted model, not a curated record
GGACCAAUGGGAGCGCGCGGGGAAGGGGUGGGGCUCUGGCGCGGUCCUCCGCCGGAAGUCCCGCUUCGGUUGCUAGGGCGACGACGGUGUGCUUGAACCGGAGUUCGGCGGAGGGAGCCGCAGGAUUGCCGCCGAGAUGGCGUUGGCACGGAGAGGUGGCCGGCCGCAGCUGACAGCAGCCCAGGAGAUGGACCGGAAGCAGCACGAGGCCUACUUCCGGAGCAUGGCAGAGCUGGAGCAUGCAAAGAAGGUGCAGCGAGUCCGGCAGUUAGAAGUGAUGUGGGAAGCCGAGGACCGUGUUGAGCAGAAGCGCGUCUCGCGGCUGCUGAAGGAAGAGGAGCACGAGCGGCGUAUGGAGGAGGCCAUCCAGAAGGCAGAAGAAAAUAAGAAGAUGAGAGAACUAGAAUUGCAACAGGAAGAAAAGUUGGCAGUCGAGUUGGCAAGAUUAAACCAUGACAAGCUUAAAGAUGAAAAAAUGAGGCAGCAAAUCAGAGAGAACAGUAUUGAACUUCGGGAACUGGAGAGGAAGUUGAAAUCUGCAUAUAUGAACAAAGAGAGGGCUGCGCAGGUGGCUGAGAAAGAAGCUCUAAGAUAUGAACAAAUGAAAUCUGAGGCAGAGGUGGCCAAAGCCAUGAAGGAAGAGCAAGAGAGGGCCAUCAAGGAAGAGAGCUCUGUUGAAGCGAGGCGGAAUCGGGAGAAGCUGAUUUAUCAGCAAGAACUGGAGAAGCAACUUGAAGAACAAGAGAGACGGAAGCAGGCUGCUUAUGAGGAGUUCUUAAGAGAGAAGCUCUUGAUUGAUGACAUUGUGAGGAAGAUCUAUGAGGAAGACGAAAAGGCAAGGCAAGAACGGUUAGAGAAAAUGAGACUGACUCAGAGAUUCAUUGAAGAAUUUAAAAAAGACCAAGCUAUACGGAGGAGAAGGCAGCAUGAAGAGAUGGAGGAGGAAAACAGGAAGAUCAUGGAAUUUGCCAACAUGUGGAAGCAAAGAGAAGACAACAGGAUGGCGAAAGUCCACGAAAAUGAGGAGAGAAAACGAAAGCUCCAGCAAACGAUUGCAGAAAAUCUGGAGCGAGAGCAACAGGAGCGAGAAGAACUUGAGCAAAUCCGAGCCGAGCUGUAUUUCGAAGAACAAGUGGAGGCUGACCGAAGGAAAGAGAUGGAAGAGAUGGAGAAGAGAAUUCGACAGCGCUUAGAGUUGCGGAAGUCCUAUGAAGAGCAGUUGAGCAUGAGGGAGGUGCUGCUGCAGGCCAUGAAGGAAGAGGAGGCCACCUUCCGUCAGACCAUGCUAGCCAAGUUUGCCGAAGACGACCGUAUCGAGCAGAUGAAUGCUCAGAAACGAAGAAUGAAGCAAGUGGAGCAUCGGAAGGCGGUAGAGGAACUGAUUGAAGAGCGGCGUAAGCAGUUCCUUGCAGACAAGGAGCGUGAACUUGAAGAGAGACAACUGGAAGAAAGAAGGAAAGGAUGGAUUAAUGACGUUAUUGAGGAAGAACGGCAGAAGCUGCUUAAAGAACAUGCUGUUAAACUGUUGGGCUACCUUCCCAAAGGGAUUCUUAAAGAUGAACAAGACGUGAACAUGCUUGGUGAAGAGUUCAAGCAAGCUUAUCAGAAGAGACAAUAUGAUGGGCUUCCAGAAGACAAGUGAAACUUCAUGUUGCCACUAGCCGUCACUUGAGAUGAGAGACAGCAGCAUGUCCACGGUUCACUAUCCUUUUUCUAAAUCUCUCCAUGUAUAUUUUAAACAUCUUGGUUCCGUAGUGAUAAAUUAUUUCUGUACUCGUA